Messenger RNA from Oncorhynchus gorbuscha (pink salmon), 2175 nucleotides. Its product is annotated as thymic stromal cotransporter homolog. Gene Ontology annotation, cellular component: membrane. NCBI's taxonomy places the organism in Eukaryota, Metazoa, Chordata, Actinopteri, Salmoniformes, Salmonidae. Bases 159 to 1457 code for a protein of 432 amino acids. The record is from RefSeq and is a predicted model, not a curated record. Gene Ontology annotation, molecular function: transmembrane transporter activity. The transcript is spliced from 6 exons. Gene Ontology annotation, biological process: transmembrane transport.
UGGGUAUUGGAUAGGGUAUGUCGUGAUCAGUAAAGCGCAGAUGUCUACAGUCACCCAGACAUGGACAGGUGACAGUCCUUGGUUAGUUUAGGCGUUGGGAGUGUACUCUCUCCAUUUCUUUUUUAUAGUCUGCCUGUCGGUUUCUAUCGGGACUAAUCAUGUUGUCAUUCGGUAAAAUGCGUAAACGCAUCGAGCCGGUGGUUUUAUGUGCCCAAAUAGCCAGCGCGUUUUUCGACACGGGUUUGCAGAUGGUGGUGAAGGAGAGAUGCGCCAACAUGACCGACGCGCUCUCUCCCACCCCCACCGAAGACAGCCGGCAGAAAGCUAUGUCCAACUUCUACAUGAUAUAUAAUAUGCUGGCUAAAUUCGUACCGAUCCUACCCGCUAUUCUUUUAGCCAAGGUAGGGGACCUGGGGUACCGGAAGAUCCCCAUGGUGAUCCCCCUGGUGGGUUACCUGGUCUCCAGAGUGAUCCUGCUCCUGGUCAUAGUGAUGGAUCUCCCGAUACAGGCUAUGUUCGGCGGGGUGGUGGUCCACGGACUCAGCGGCGGGUUCUGCUCCUACUGGGCCGGGGUCAUGGCCCUGGUGUCGCUCACCUCCACGGAGGAGGACCGCUCUCUCCACAUGAUGCAUAUCGAACUGGUCUACGGAGUAGCCGGUCUCAUCGGUAGUCUAGUGUCCGGGCACCUCUUCCAGUUGUACAGUGUGGAUUUUAAACAGGGGACUCUGUUAGUGAGCCUGAGUGUUUUCCUCUACUUUUUGUGUCUCAUCUACACAACCUUCUUCUUUCUAAUGCCAAGUUUCUCGACAAACGCGCACGAGCGCAACGAGACCAAUGGCUUCUUCACUGAGCGAAAUUCCAGGAAUAUAUUGAACAUUCUGCUUCUCUUCGCGAGCGGUAUUUUAUAUGACGUGGCCGUCGGAGGUGGGAUGGAGAUACUGGUGACCUUUGAGAUGAAGGAGCCCCUGAACUGGAGUGCUACACAGGUAGGUUACGGGAACGCCGCCGGGUUCGUGGUCUUCCUGACGAGCUUCCUGGGCGUCAUGGUAAUGUCCAGAUGGGUAGGUGACGUCACCCUCAUCAUCAUCGGCAUGGUGUCCUUCGCUGCCGGGAUCUACUUCAUGGCCUUCGUCACGGCAACCUACAUGUUCUAUCUGGCUCGAGCCCUGACCCUGUUCGCUCUGAUUCCCAUGCCAACCAUCCGGGCUCUGCUGUCUAAGCAGGUCAACGGCUCAUCGUACGGGAUCACCCUCAUCUCACUGCAGCUGUCCUUUAAGAUCGCCAGCCUGGCCUACACUCCCAUCUACACCAAGGUGUACCAGGCUACGCUGGACUGGUUCCCCGGGUUCGUCUUCACCCUGUCCAGCAUUAUCACCGUCCUGGCCACCAUACCUGUCAGCAUGGUGGGCUGCAGAUCUGGCCGGGCUGACAGUUACGAGAGGAUCCUGGGGAACUGACGGUUACGAGAGGAUCCUGGGGGAACUGACGGUUACGAGAGGAUCCUGGGGGAACUGACGGUUACGAGAGGAUCCUGGGGGAACUGACGGUUACGAGAGGAUCCUGGGGGAACUGACGGUUACGAGAGGAUCCUGGGGAACUGACGGUUACGAGAGAAUCCUGGGGAACUGACGGUUACGAGAGGAUCCUGGGGGAACUGACGGUUACGAGAGGAUCCUGGGGAACUGAUGGUUACGAGAGGAUCCUGGGGGAACUGACGGCGGCGACGAUGUGAUUGUGACGGCUUUGAGAUUGAGCCACGUUAAUGUCCCUGGUACCGCCAUCACAGGCCCUCCUCGUCGUCUCUGUGACACUGGAGCCGGCGUCAGCAGCACUUACCACGAAUGCAAUCGCUGCAAAAACGCAUUGUUGGUAGUUACACAACGCGUCUUUUGGAAUGAAUCCCAGGCCUGAGCCCAAUCAACAUGUCCAACAGGGCUGAUACAGGGCACUAUUGAAAACACUGACUUCUCUAGAGCCCUCACAUUCUGGACCUCCAAGCCAGUUCGAUGUUCCCGUCACUGUGAAAGAACUGCGGUGAAGCAGAGCUGAAUUAACUUGAAAUACUUGACUGUCACUUUUUCAUACCUUGUUUUUUUUUGCAUUUGAACUAUUGUGUUCUUUAUUGUGUAUCAAAAGCAUUUGAGUGAACAGAUUAAAUACUUUAUUGGUCCAAUA